UUGUAUAGUGGGUCAUUAGCCGUCCUGUCCUGCCAUGGCUGUUCUCUUCCCUCAAUUCCUUCCUCUGUCUCUAUCCACACAUUUCAAUCUUCUCUCCUCUCCUUUCAUUUUCUCUCAUGGGCUGCAGAAGGCACAGAAAGUCUGUAAUCGAGGAGGUGGAUCGAAAGAGUCUCAUAAGAACCUUAGCCUCUCGGGCAAUCGCAGCUCAUAAACUGUACGGAAAUGGAAAGUUGCACAAGCUGCCCAAGUCAGAGAGCACAGUCACCUUCCUCUCAGAUGAACGGCCUCUCACCACCCAAAAUCCACUUUACCAGGAUGGAGUGUCCAGCAGUCCGGAGCCCAACUCGGAGGUGCAGGGGGUUGGUGGAUUUUCAGAAAGUGACUCUCCAUCUUCAACAAGCCCUUGCAGCCAGACGACUUCUUGGUCCUUGCCGUCCCGUAUUCGAGGGCGAGGGCUUUAUGAUGCUCUGCGCCGGCAGGCUCUCUGGGACCCCGCCGAAUGGGAGGAGCAAGAGCUGAAGGCGGGGCUUAAGGACAGCAGGGAAGAACUUGAUGCAGAUCUAGAUCAGAAUGGUCAUUGCACAGAAACGAAGCUGUCAGUCAGAGAACAGGCCAGACAGUUUGAGCAGCAAGCUUUAGCCGAACGGACGCCCAGACAGAGCCGGGACUCUUAUGCAUCUCUGGAUCCAGACGACCCGCUACUAACUGCCAUCAUGCUGUCAUCCAGUCCAAUUUCUGUCGGCAAGGACAUCCCACCCUGCAUUAUCAUCACCGGGGGUGACGGCGAGACUCCUCCCCCACCCACGGCUCAACGGCCGACUCCGCCCGUCCUGAGGAAGUUCAGCUCCAGCAUCUCCAAUUACAUGACGGUGGAGCCUUGUGAAAUCACAUUGGAAUUCAUAUCAGACUCUCCGGACAGCUCACCACCACCUCUGCCUGUCCAACCCCGUUCUUUUCUUUCUCCUCCACCUGUGCAACAGGACUUCACCCCACCACCAACCCCAUCUCCCAUUCAGUCUCCUGAUCUCCCAGUUCAAUCUCCGACUCCUACACCGAAACUAAGAGGGAUCCUCAAGAACAUGACCAGAUCCACCGGCAGCCUUGAUGUGAAAGAUGACAGCAGUUGCGAAGGAGGAAGUAAAGACUCCACGGCUGUCAUGCUAAAAGAACAAGUAUCUAAACAGGACCAAAUAGGCACCAGCCAAUCAGACUCUUCUACUCAACCCUCAGACUAACCAAUCCCAGAGGAAUGAGAGACGCCGCCCAACUCAGCCCCUUCAUUUCAAAGAACUCUGGAACUCUUUUCAUAUCUUCUUUCUUAAACCUCCUCCAACUGUUUCAUCAUUUACC
This is a messenger RNA of Megalobrama amblycephala (Wuchang bream), 1350 nucleotides long. Its product is annotated as protocadherin-15-like. Lineage: Eukaryota; Metazoa; Chordata; Actinopteri; Cypriniformes; Xenocyprididae. The coding region runs from base 117 to 1235 and encodes 372 amino acids. The transcript has a single exon. The record is from RefSeq and is a predicted model, not a curated record.